UCCGUUGCGGGAAACCGGACAAAGUUAGCUGAGGACUAACUUAUGAUUUAACAUGGACUAGCAGAAGAAACUCUCAGCUACCGUUAUUAGCAUACUGUAAAUGAAUACUCUUUAAUAUUUUUUCGGUCUACACCCAGCAUGUACAAGAGAGUAGUAAGUGUAAAUGUCGUAAGGUUGUCCAGUGUUUUGGAAGUGAUUGAGUUGGCUAACGUUAGCUAGCCAGGCAGCUAACUGAAUACAAACAUAGCUGGAUAGGCAGCUAGCGGCUUAGCUCGCUUUAUCUUACCAGUUUAUAAGUAAGAGAGCCAUAUUAUUUUAUUUUUGGGGGUUCUUUUUUCACAAUGACUGAUAGUUUGCUUAAAGAGAGUCCUUUAUUAGUUGCACUCGAUAAGGAGAGAACUGUUUACGACGGAUUCAUCUCAGUGCAGGAAAAAGACUUCAGACUCAGAAUAUCUCUGCCCCCAGACCAUCAGCUGAAGCAGGCAAAGUUGCACUGUUGUUGGAAACUGAAACAGUUACUGAAAAAUUAUCAGGAUAUCGUAAAACAGAGGUUACAUCAUUCUUCAGAUUUGGUCAGUUUUAUUUUGGAGCUGAGGACAAUAUUGGAAGUGGCAUUGAAGAGCCAGCCAGGAUGGCUGUCCAUUCCACCACCUCAGUACUAUUCACAGCUCAUCACAGAGAUAGAGGAUCUAGGAUGGGAUAAGCUGCUCUUCAUCGAUACGGACUUCCAUACUCUUCAGCUGAGUGCAGAGGACUCCUCUGGCCGCCAACAUGCCAUUACGGUCAAGCUUAAGGCCCAAGGUGAUUACCCAGCUGAAGCUCCAGAAUGCUCUGCAGACCUCCCUGUCCCAUUGGCCAUUACAUGGACCCCACAGAGUACUCUGGCUCACAUCCACAGCCAGUUCUUGCUGAUUGUGGAGGCCUUGGCAGAGUUCUGGGCAGUGCUGGAUGAGAUAGAUGAGCACACUUGGGUGCUGGAACCUGAAAAACCCACCAGAGCAGACUGCAUGAGGAGGAUCGCCAUUGGAAACAGUGUCUCCAUAAAGCUCGAGAUUGACCCCAGACACCCCAAGAUGUUGCCGGAGUGCUGCCUGCUUGGAGCUGAGCAUGUGGUCACCCCCCUGAGGAAUAAGCUGAACGCUAACAUGCAUUUAUGGAACCCUGACUGCAGUGUUCUACAGAAUAUGAAGGAUGUUAUGGAGAUAGAAUUCCCGUCGCCUGCCACCCACGAAAAAUCUAGCUUCAGUGUGGAGUGUGGCAUCUGCUAUGCUUAUCGGCUGGAUUCGGCCAUCCCAGACCAGGUCUGCAAUGACCCACGCUGUGGGCAGCCAUUUCAUCAGGCCUGUCUCUAUGAGUGGCUGAGAGGUCUGCCCACGAGUCGCCAGAGCUUUAACGUUGUGUUUGGAGAAUGUCCCUACUGCAACAAGCCUAUCACAGUGAAAAUGGCCAUUCAGAAACCCUGACAUGCAACAGUGCUUUCUUUUCUGUGCAAAUGCUUCAGUUGUGUUUUUUUUUAAACCAGAAUCAUAAGAAAUAAUUAAU
Colossoma macropomum (tambaqui) is the source of this 1542-nucleotide messenger RNA. RefSeq names its product FA complementation group L (gene fancl). NCBI's taxonomy places the organism in Eukaryota, Metazoa, Chordata, Actinopteri, Characiformes, Serrasalmidae. The record is from RefSeq and is a predicted model, not a curated record. The transcript has 14 exons. The coding region runs from base 342 to 1463 and encodes 373 amino acids. Gene Ontology annotation, cellular component: Fanconi anaemia nuclear complex; nucleus. Gene Ontology annotation, biological process: protein monoubiquitination; interstrand cross-link repair. Gene Ontology annotation, molecular function: ubiquitin protein ligase activity.